This is a messenger RNA of Hydatigera taeniaeformis, 1497 nucleotides long. Lineage: Eukaryota; Metazoa; Platyhelminthes; Cestoda; Cyclophyllidea; Taeniidae. The record is from the annotation of a GenBank genome assembly.
AUGAGUAUUGGCGCAAUUCCCACUGCGAUGAUUCCUCCAUCAGCUACCGGUGUACCUGGGCAUACGGCUGGUAUGCCGUCCACGGCCCCUAUCUUGCCUCCAAAUCACACCAUCUACAUCAACAACCUUAAUGAGAAGAUUAAAACGGAUGAGCUAAAGAAGUCCCUUUAUGCCGUUUUUGUUCAGUUUGGACAGAUCCUUGACAUCAUCACGGGUAAGUCUGUGAAGAUGCGAGGUCAAGCAUUUGUUGUCUUUUCUGAAAUCAGCUCUGCUCGCAGCGCUCUGGAGGCCAUGCGUGGGUUUCCACUCUAUGAGAAGCCUAUGUGCAUAAAUUUUGCUCGCACCACCUCUGACAUUAUCGCAAAACGUGAAGGGACCUACGUUGAGCGUCCCAAGCGUCAACCACCGCCACCUCCACUUCCACCACCAUCACAACAACAGAAUACAACAAUAGAUGCAGCUGCACUGAUUGGCGGUGGUAGUGCACGUGCUAUUCGCCGUCGGCAACAGCGUCUCGCUGCUGCUCAGGCUGCUGCUUUGGCAGCAGAAAACGGGGGUUCAACCACUGGUGGAUCUUCGACAUCACCUCAGCCAUCAUCAACGGCCGUAUCGCAGUCUCAUCCACCGCCUAUAAAUCCGGCCACUAUUCCUGAUCAGCCGCCGAACAAAAUCCUCUUCCUUACUAACCUUCCAGAGGACGCCAAUGAAGCCAUGCUGGGCAUGCUUUUCGCACCAUUUGUUGGUUUUCGGGAAAUUAGAAUGGUUAUGGACAUCCGACCAAAUCAUACGCUCUACGUAAACAAUCUAAACGAUAAGUUGAAGAAGGCGGACCUAAAGAGGGCUCUUUACUACCUAUUCUCGCCUUAUGGACGUGUUCUAGAGAUAAUUGCAAUGAAGACACCAAAGAUGCGGGGUCAGGCUUUUAUCAUCUUCCAAGCCAUCACUUCGGCUACGACGGCACUGAGGGUACUUCAAGGAUUUCAACUUUUUGACAAGCCAAUGCGGAUCCAAUACGCACGGAAGAACUCGACGCAGAUUGAGGUGUUGCAAGGUGUAAACGCAGAGACGCAGAAGAAGAAAGAGGAGGAGAGGGAGAAACGACGUCGAAGGAAGUUGGCUCAGCGGCAGGCUGCUGCUGCUGCUGCCGCCGCUGCUGCUGGUGGUGCUGGUGCUGUUGUCAACGGACAAGCAGGUGAUGCCUCAUCGACAAGCUACCUAGUGGUCAGGGAAUUUGCUUUUCAGGUUGAUGGUGAAGUCGACACCGAGCCACCGAAUCGCGUACUCUUUGUUAGCAACCUACCCGAGGAGACCACUGAUGCAAUGUUGACGAUGCUCUUCAACCAGUUCAGUGGCUUCAAGGAGGCUCGUCGAGCCGUAGGUGGCAUCGGUUUUGUGGAGUACGAGACGGAGGCCCAGGCGACGGCCGCUAAGGUGACCUACCAUGGCUUCAAAUUGACGCGUACUCAUGCCAUCAGCGUCACUUAUGCCAAGCACUGA